UCUACGCCCUUGUCGUAUCCUGCCCACCUGCUUCCUGUUAUUUUCUAUUGGUUGUUCCGCAGGAAGCCCGCCCUUGAGGGUGGUGAAACCCACUGGACAUCGUGCAGCAGCCAAUCAGGAGAAGCAGUUUUCAGUUUUGUCCAAUGGGGUAGGGUUUGGCUUAAGGCCCGCGGAUUUUAAUUUUCCGUCCUGGAAUGCGGAAGCCAUGAGCUAGGCUGGUAGAGUCUGCUCCGGACUUGUUACUGUACCUUCUUCUGAGUCACUCAGGCUGAGUGCAGUGCUACAGGUUGGCGCUCCGGGCAGACAGGUCCUUCGCUUGGGCGGUAGUUACUGCCUGUAGCCUUACAGCCCGAGGUGCGCAGGCGGCGCGGGGUUGAAAUCUGCGCUUCCUCAGCCCUCGCGCACGCUGGAAUUCUCCACCGGAGGGUGGUUCGGAGACCCACUUCUGUAACGCCCUCCACUUCGUGAUCCGGUGGUUGCCUGAGGAUUUGUUCUGGAGAAAGGUACGAAGAAACUGAUGAUAUUUCUCUAAAUUUGCGUUCUCAAUGUCUCUCCUGUUGAAUAUCUUACGAGAAACGCUAGCGUAUUUUGGUGUGCCCAUAGACCAGAUAUUGCUGAUUUGGAAAAGUAAGGACUAUGGAUCAUAUCGGAGUAUUGUGCGUAUUAUUGGGAAAAUGCUUCCUUUAGAACCCUGUCGAAGACCUAAUUUUGAGUUGAUCCUGCCCUUGAACUCUGUAGAGUCUGAUAAUUGUGGCUCUAUAGUUCCAUCUUUUGCUGAUGUUUUGUCUGUGGCAAAUGAUGAAGAAGCCAGUUGUCUUAGAUUUCGAAGUUGCAUAUGGAAAAAUGAAGAAGAGAAAAUUAAAACUUUCCAUCCUUUGCAAGCAGCUUGGGAUCCACUGUCAUCUGCUCGAAGACAGAACAAACCAGUGAAAAACGAUCUGCCUGUAGAUGAGGCUGCAAUGAAGAAAAUAGCUGCCCUCGAGAAUGAGCUCAGUCUUCUGCGCUCUCAGAUUGCUGCAGUUGUGGAAAUGCAGCACGGGAGGAAAGGCCCAAAGGCUGGCUCCUUGGGUUUGAACGAUGUGCCCAGUGGUAUGGGACAAAUUUCACCAUCAGACUCCACUCAGCUAUGUGUAGAACCAAGUCCAAGCUCAGCGCCUGCUGCUCCUCCUCCACCGCCACUUCCUCCUCAGUUUCUUCCUCUCCAGCCUUCAUGUUUUCUUCCCUUACAACAAGAAUCUACAGUUUGUCACUCAGAUAAUCCAGCUACCAAAAUGAAAAAGCAGCACUCAGGUGCUAGGAAGAUGAAUUAUAGUCUUCAUUCAAAAAGCCAGAGAAAUAAAGAUGUUCCAAAUAUGUUAGAUGUUCUGAAGGAUCUGAAUAAAGUUAAACUUCGUGCUAUUCAGCGGUCACCUGGCGGUAGACCUGUUCACAAGAGGAAAAGGCAGAGUGCUCUUUGGGAUCCUGUGUCUGUAAUAUCACAGGCACUUAAGAAGAAAUUUGCAUUUCAAGAAGAAGAUUCCUCUGACAAAGAAAACAGAUCAUGGGAGUCUUCUCCAUUUUCUAGCCCAGAAACUUCCAGGUUUGGACAUCAUAUCCCGCAGGCAGAGGGGCAGUAAUGUAAGUGGAGAACUGAAAAGCACAAAAGCUGUUGGCCAAGGUUGCAAAAGCCGUAUCUACGCUUGGAAGGAAAGAUGCACACAUGUGCUGACCUGUCUCUCGCUGCCUUUCCAAGGGACCCUGUCUUCUCUGAAGGCUGCUGUGGGCCAGAGAGGUCCGUGGCCAGCUCUAGGGAGACUCUUAAGAAUACCAGGUUUUGAUUUGGAAAGAUCCACCAGGUAAUUGGCUGCUGAGAAGAGUUAGGGGAUGGAUCCCCCUCAUCUGUUAGUAUCCCUGAAAGCUUGCGUAUGUACUUCAGUGAUUUUUCUGGGGCAAUUAUGCCUUCCUAAUUUAAGAAUCUUUAAACCUUUUAAAUGCCUAUUUGGCCUGCAGUAACUUACAGUUUUUCAAGUAGGAUGAGUAUAAUUUUUCAUUAUAAUUUAUAGUGAAAGGUUAUAAUUUUUCUAUCCUCAGUCCCUGUUGUAAUCAUCUGUGGUUGAGCAUGCUAAAGCUUGUUCCUGAGGUCUUAGAAUUGGAGUCCAAGGUGCUGUAAAGG
Messenger RNA from Octodon degus (degu), 2152 nucleotides. It is a transcript of the gene Mtfr2, whose product is annotated as mitochondrial fission regulator 2. Gene Ontology annotation, biological process: aerobic respiration; mitochondrial fission. The record is from RefSeq and is a predicted model, not a curated record. Gene Ontology annotation, cellular component: mitochondrion. Lineage: Eukaryota; Metazoa; Chordata; Mammalia; Rodentia; Octodontidae. The coding region runs from base 546 to 1616 and encodes 356 amino acids. The transcript is spliced from 8 exons.